AUAAGAAGAGACAUCGUCUAACAUGGCGACCUCCUGCACCAAACCAACGAUGGACUCAAAUAGACCAUGUUGCCAUCAUUCAUCAUUGGAGAGGCUUGAUAGGAGACUGUCACUCGUUCUGGAAUACCUGUUUGGACUCUGAUCAUACUCUAAUACGAGCACGCAUCGUUUGCCCCUCACUGGACGAAGAAAAGCUGCAUCAAGAAGACCCAUUAGAGUUGAACUCAAUGACAAAAAAGCCAAAAGUAGAUUCUUGGAAGAACUGAGAUCAUUUUUGGGCGAUUCUGAAAACGAGGCUAAUCCAGAUGUUGCUUAGAAAGAUAUGCAAACAGCUGUGAAAACAGCGGCGACAUCGAUUAGUGAUCUGAACCGAAGAGUUACAAAAAACCGGUGGAUUUCUACUAAGUCUGUUGCAUUGAUGGAUUCUCAUAAACUCAUCCCAUCAGGCUCCAAACACGAUGAAGAGCGGAAGCAAAUCAGAUCUAAACUAACCAAAAGUGUACGGAACAGUCGUGAGAAGUGGCAGGCAACGAAAGUAAAGGAGAUGGAAAAGGCAGCGGCUGUAAGUAACAUAAUACAGCUUUUCAGACUAGUGAAAGAAGCCGGAAUUAUUAAUUCAAGUGUGAGACAAUCUCGGAAAGUGACAACACUUUUAUCUGCUUAUGGCAAAUUAGAAUCCGAUUUUGCAACCUCAAGUGGUGUGCGGCAAGGCUGUCCACUAUGCCCAUUUUUGUUUAACUUCACUAUAGACCUAUUGAUGUAAAUAACACUCGUCAACUGAAUUUCCAGGAAUUGACCUCCCACUAAGAGGUGGUGCUCUUCUCGAUUCGGAAUACGCAGAUGACUUAGUUCUAACUGGUGAAGACGCUGAUAAUAUGUAGAGUUUUGGUAGGAUUGAGCAACAAUGCCAGGAUGUUUGAAGUACGUUUCAACUUAGAAUGUGCAGAUGAUAAGAUGUAGAGUCUUCUAUUAGCACUGAGUACCAAUGCAAGGAUAUUUGGAAUGGGUUUCUUUCCCUCUAAAUGUAAAUUAUUACUCCACGACUGGCCUGUGUCAACACCUAAACUAAGGCCAGGGAGUGAAGUAGUCGAACGCGU
Schistosoma rodhaini is the source of this 1097-nucleotide messenger RNA. The record is from the annotation of a GenBank genome assembly. NCBI's taxonomy places the organism in Eukaryota, Metazoa, Platyhelminthes, Trematoda, Strigeidida, Schistosomatidae.